AUGUACCUACACAAAACGCCGUUGUCAUUGACUUUUGGGAUAGCAUAUCUUACGCAGGGACUGGCAAUGUUUUUCUUUUUCUGGCUCUACCGUAUUUGCCGAAAACAAUUUUACAUUGUCUACGGAAUGGAAGCACCUAGCGUAGAGGAGAGAUACAAAACCCAGACAAACUACAAAGCCUCAAGACUGCUGUUGGGUAUGGCCCCAUUCAAAUGCAUCUUUUCAACCCUGAUCUUGAUGGAAUACCAAAUUCUAAUCGGUCGCUCUGAAUAUACGCAAAUAUUUUAUGUCUUUUUGAUGUUUUACACGGUGCAAACCCAGACCCUCAUCCAAAUCUGGUUCAUCAUGCUCUACGAUAUGCAGCUGAGAAACAGGGUACUCGCAUCGCUUCGACCAGACGGAGACUCGAACAAGGCAACCCGCGUCAACCUUCUGAACAGCUUCUUU
Molecule: messenger RNA, 447 nt
Organism: Mesorhabditis spiculigera
Lineage: Eukaryota; Metazoa; Nematoda; Chromadorea; Rhabditida; Rhabditidae
Source: the annotation of a GenBank genome assembly